CGUUCCAGCAGAAACUCUGCAGCAACACAUUCCUGUGAAGCACAUUUAUUUAAGCGCUUAGUGCUGGUGGAGCUGCAGUGAGAGCUGUGAGAGGGUUAGUCGCUGGUUAGUCGCUGGUUAUAAAGUGAACAGUUAGACUGAGUUUCAGGCAGAAGCAGCAGAAGAUGAAGUUGCUGCUUUUGUUGUUUCUCUUGGAGCAAACAUCAGCUCAACAGAGAGGUUUGUUUCCGGCCAUCUUGAAUCUGGCGAGUAACGCCAUCAUCAGCAGCAAUGCCACGUGUGGAGAUCCAGAUCCUGAGGUUUACUGUAAACUGGUCGAUCAUGUUCCAGGACGAAGGAUCAGGAACCCACACUGUCCUAAAUGUGACGCCAACUCUGUCCUGUCCAAAGAACGUCAUCCAAUCACAAACGCCAUCGACGGAACAAACCAAUGGUUCCAGAGUCCGAGCAUCAAGAAUGGACGACAGUUUCACUGGAUCACCAUUUCACUGGAUCUCAAACAGAUUUUUCAGGUCGCUUACAUCAUCAUCAAAGCAGCUAACUCUCCUCGUCCUGGUAACUGGAUCCUGGAGCGCUCUCUGGAUGGUGUGACCUUUGAACCGUGGCAGUUUUACGCCAUCAGUGACACUGAGUGUUUGACUCGUUACAAUGUGACUCCAAGACUCGGUCCACCGACGUACAAGAGGGACAAGGAAGUCAUCUGCACGUCCUACUACUCCAGACUCAACCCUCUGGAACAUGGAGAGAUCCACACCUCUCUGAUUAAUGGGCGACCUGGUGCAGACGAUUUGACCUCUGACCUCCUGAACUUCACGUCAGCUCGUUUCAUCAGACUGAGACUUCAGCGAAUCAGAACGCUGAACGCAGACCUGAUGACGCUGAGCACCCACGACCCCCAAGACAUCGACCCCAUCGUGACCCGGAGGUAUUAUUACUCCAUCAAAGACAUUUCUGUGGGUGGGAUGUGCAUCUGUUAUGGACACGCAAAGAGCUGCCCACUGGACCCCGUUACCAAGAAGCUGCAUUGUGUGUGUGAACACAACACCUGUGGAGAGAACUGUAAUGAAUGUUGCCCUGGUUACCACCAGCAGCCAUGGCAACCAGGAACCAUCUCUGACGGAAACACAUGCGAGAAGUGUAACUGUCACAACAAAACCUUUGAGUGUUUCUUCAAUCAAACGGUCGCCGAACUCUCGCUGAGUCUCGACUCUGCUGGAGUUCGUCGUGGAGGUGGAGUUUGUGUCGACUGUCAACAAAACACGGACGGAGUCAACUGUGAGACGUGUCAAGACGGAUACUACAGACCUGAGGGGGUUUCUCCAUACUCAGAGUCUCCGUGUGUAAAGUGUAACUGUGACGUCAGAGGAUCUUCAUCAUCAGUUUGUGUCAAAGACGACAAAAAACAAGCCGGUCAGUGUGUGUGUCUGCAGGGUUACACAGGCCGACAGUGCGACCGUUGUGCGUUUGGUUACAGAGAUUUUCCGCGAUGCGUUCGCUGUGAGUGUAACCUGUCAGGCAGCACCAACAGUGACCCCUGCAGGCCGUGCAGCUGCAAGGUAAACGUGAUGGGCGCUCACUGUGAUCUCUGUAAACCAGGUUUCUUUAACCUUCACAAGAACAAUCCUCUGGGCUGCAGCGACUGUUUCUGUUUCGGCGUCUCUGACGUCUGUGAGAGCUCCACCUGGUCCACAGCUCAGGUGUAUCAUAAAGAUGCUUGGCUCCGCCCCGCUGAGUCACUCCUCAACCCAGCUGCUAUUCAUGAUAAUGACCUCAUACCCAGCAAUGCAUCCUCAGGCCACACCCACCAACUGCUGUCAUGGACAGCACCCACCAGUUUCCUUAGCAACAAGCUGGUGUCUUAUGGGGGCUACCUGAACUACUCAGUGAUUUAUGACAUCCCAUUGGACAAUGAAGACCGCUCUCUUCCCGCCCACUCUGACGUCAUCAUUGAGGGAAAUGGUGAAGUUGUCCGUCUGUCUCCUCGUGUCCCGGUUCUUCUGUCUCCGCUGGCUGAGCGCUCUGUUGCCGUGGCAAUCGUCCCACAACAUUUUGUUCACGACCAAACAGGAGUGGACGUAACUCGUGACGUCCUGUUGUCUGUCCUCACUAAUGUGACAUCACUGAGGGUCAGAGUUCACCUGGACAUCCCUGCAGACAGACUCAUACGUCUCAGGUCUGUGUCUCUGGAUGUUGCUGACUCAGGAUCAGACUCUGGGAUUCAGGCGGUUGCCGUGGAGACAUGUGAAUGUCCGUGGGGUUACAGUGGCACUUCCUGUGAGUCAUGUCUCCCAGGGUUUUACAGAGUGGGCGGAGUCAUGUUUGGAGGAAACUGUAUGCAGUGUGAGUGUAACGAUCACGCUGUCGAGUGCGACAUGGACGGAGUUUGUUUGGAAUGUGAGCACAACACCACAGGUCCUCACUGUGAUCACUGUCUUCCUGGUUUCUAUGGCGACGCCACAGAGGGCACGACACAUGACUGUCGGCCUUGUCCGUGUCCUCUGACAGAGCCGUCCAACCGUUUCAGUCCCACCUGUGUGUUGGCGACGUCAGGUCAGGUGUCAUGUGACCAGUGUCAGGUGGGAUACACAGGAGUAAACUGUGAGAGGUGUGCCACUGGUUACUAUGGUUACCCACAGGUGGUAGGCGGGACCUGUGUUCGUUGUGAGUGUAAUGGUAAUGUGGACGUAACCAAAGCCGGACACUGUGACACUGUCACUGGAGAGUGUCUUCAUUGCCUUGGCAGCACAACUGGGAGACACUGUGAAGUCUGUCAGCCUGGUUACUAUGGAGACGCCGUACAGGCCAAGGACUGUCAGGAGUGCGGGUGUGAUGUCAGUGGCGCCAUCUCCAGUGUUUGCAAUGUCACAACAGGUCAUUGCUCAUGUCAAGAAAAUGUGACAGGACGCACAUGUGACAUGUGCCAGAUGGGGUUCUUUGGCCUGAGAAGUGGGCAGGGCUGCUCAGCCUGUAAUUGCAGCCAAUCAGGAUCCGUGUCUGUGACAUGUGAUGAGGAUGGUCAGUGUCAGUGUGUGAGCGGUGUGGGCGGAGACAAGUGUGAGCGCUGUAGCAGAGGUUACUAUGGUUACCGUCAGAGUGGCUGCACAGCAUGCACCUGUGAUCACACUGGUGGGAACUGUGACCCAGAGAGUGGAGAGUGUAUAUGCCCUACCCACACAGAGGGAGACACCUGUGAUAGGUGUGAGACAGGGUACUGGGGUCAUGACCUCAACACUGGCUGUAAGCCAUGCAGCUGCAGCACAGCAGGAAGCUCCUCCCCUCAGUGUGACAUCACAAAUGGGCAGUGUCAGUGCAAAGAGGGCUUCUCUGCCAGGUCAUGUGACCAGUGUGCACCUGGUUACCAUGGUUACCCAGCAUGCUCUGUGUGUGGCUGCGACUCAGCGGGAACAGACGAGCGUUUCUGCAACUCGACUCUGGGAGUGUGUGACUGUGAGCACGGAGGAGUGUGUGUGUGUAAGGUGGGCGUGGCCGGGCGUCACUGUGAGGAGUGUGUCUCUGGUUGGUUUGGUCUGUCAUCGAUGAAUCCACACGGCUGCUCUCAGUGUUUCUGUUCAGGACUGAGCCGAGACUGUGAAGAGAGAGGAGGAGUCUACAGAAGACAGGUCACCCUGGCUCGCUCUCCGUCUCUCCUGUCUGUGGUCAGUCAGUCUAACCUGCAGGGUGUAGAGUCUGGAGUUUACCAGCAGGGCGGCGACAUGUUACUUGACACUCGUCAGGUGGACUUAAGCAGACUCACCGGCCCCCUCUACUGGAGACUGCCCCCCCAGUUUGAAGGUGACCAGCUGAUGUCCUACAGUGGCCUCCUGUCUUACUCCGUCACGUUCUUUGCUGAAGACGGUUCAGGACUGUCCAAUCAGGAGCCUCAGGUGAUGAUGAGGGGCGGUACUCUGAAGAAGCAUGUGAUAUACACUGACAUGGUUGCUCCGAGCAACGGCAUCAAGACCCAGCAUAACAUCAGGAUGACAGAGUACAAAUGGAAGUAUUUUAACUCUGUGUGGGAGGAGUCAGUGAGUCAUGAAGACUUCAUGUCCGUCCUCAGUAACGUCCAGUACGUGAUCAUCAAAGCAUCGUAUGGAACCAGACUUCAGCAGAGCAGGAUUUCUAACAUCACCAUGGACACAGCAGUGGAGGAGGAGUCAGAGGAAGAGUCUGAUGUCAUAGGGGGCGUGGCCAGAUUUAUUGAGUCCUGCACAUGUCCACCUGGAUACAAUGGACUGUCGUGUCAGGAGUGUGCGUUGGGUUAUUUCCGUCAGCCUCGGUCUGAGUUGUCCUCUCAGAGACGGACGUCCAUGUUUGUCCGUCCAUGUGUCCAAUGCCGCUGCAACAAUCACAGUGAGACCUGUGACAGUGAGACAGGAGAGUGUCAGGACUGUCAGCAUCACACCAGUGGGCGGCGCUGUGAGCUCUGUGCCCCAGGGUAUCAUGGGAAAGUCAGUGGCUCCAUCAGUGACUGUUCUCUGUGCGCCUGUCCACUCAGAGACAACAGUUUCAGUUCCGCGUGUGUGUCAGAGGGAGCGUUUGGUGAUUUUCGCUGCACUUCCUGUCAAACAGGAUAUGAGGGAAGAUAUUGUGAGAGGUGUUCUGUUGGUUACUAUGGUAACCCCUCAGUGCAUGGUGGGAGGUGUUUUUCAUGUACCUGCAGUGGGUGGGGCUCGCUCCACCCACUGUGUGACACAGUCACUGGACAAUGUGAGUGUAAGGCUGGGGUCAAAGGUCAGUCCUGUGAAAGGUGUGAAGAGAGAUAUAUCCUGGAUGGAGGAGAGUGUGUAUUGUGUGAGGACGGUUGCGUGGACGUUCUUCUCGACGAUCUUGAUAAACUACACAACGUCUUUCUCUCUGCUGAUGUCAGCGGGAUUUCCAUGGCACCGUACGGCCAGCUGGUGGCGCUAGAGAACCAGACCAGAGGCUCCUCCCAGUUCAUGUUUUCACAGAACAACUCCGUCAUGUUCCGUCUGUCCCGAGUGGACGAAGACUUGGAUCAUGUGACCUCUGAAAUCAGCACGUUACUGCGACAGGUCACACAUCUGUCCGACCACGUGGAGGAAGUGGACGUGUCGACCAACACCAGCCUCUCCCAGGGUGCACUGCUGCUGAGGAACAUCGGCAGACUUCAGGAGAGGAUUCUGGUCCUGCAGAGUCAGGCGUACCAUGUGACCCAGACCGCAGAGGAGGAGUUUGACUCGGCCAAUCAGACGCAUCUACUCGACGAGUUACAGCUGAUGUUGGAAACCAUGAGAGGCAUCAAUGUAACAGCUGCCAGUGCAACAGCAGAUCAGGAGCUCAGCCUGUCACAGUCUCUGUGGAACUUACUGCAUGUGGACUUCAUGUCCAGCAGGGCGGCGCGCAACAUCAGGCUCCAGGGUCUCGCUGCCUCACUGACCGUCCACAUGGAGGCGCUGCAACACAUCAGCGCACAUCUGGACCAUGCUGAAGACAAAAACACGCACACACACACACUUCUGCAAACUACACACACACUGCUGCAGCAGCACAAGUCUGUCUGUCAGAGCCUGAGUGUGGCGUACGUGUCUGUGGAUGCUGUGAUGGAGGACGCUCAGCUGUUGUUGGACGAUGUCUUCAGUCUCGUGGAUAAGUUGACAAACACCAGUGCACAGGUGGAGCUGAUGGGCGGGCAGUUGGACCAGCGGCGCCCCCUGCUGAGGAAGCAGGUGGACAGUUUGGUUGUGGGACUGAAGAGGACGGAUGCCCUGGAAAAUGUCUAUCAAGCAGAGAGCCACGCCGACCUGCUGCAGAACCACGCCCUCUCUGUGCACAGUUCUCUCUCUUCUGUGUGUAAUGGAUCUCAAAAUGGCCGCCAGCUAUUUCAGCUCGAAGGUGACAUCACACAGCAGGUCGACUUUGCCCAGCAGGUGGCGUCGUUAGCCCAGGUCUCCUCCUCCCGUGCUCUCAACAUGAGCGUCCAAUCAGAGCGGCUUCUGUCAGAGGAGACGAGAGAUAAACUCAACGUCAGCAACACUGUUUUACACCAAAGUCAACAACUUCAUCAAACUGUUGAAGAUUUGCAGCUGAACAUCUCCAUGGUAACCAGCGGUCUGCGACUGGUCAGAGAGAGUGUCCAAAACUCAAGUCUUCUCCUCCAUCAGCCAAUCAGAGAGCUGCAGAGUCUCCACGGUUCCUCAAGAUCAUUACGUCAGGCUCAGCUACAGACUACAGCUGCACACUCUGGCCUGCAGAUGGUGCUGCAACAGAUGCAGAGACUCAGUGAUCAGCUGCAAGAUUCUUCUUCUGUGGUGGAAAAUACCAUCGACACAGUGAGAGACACAAAUGAGCUGGUGAUGCAGACACGCGCUGCAGCCAAUGAGGCACAGAGUAAACUGGAGGAGGCAGAGCAGCGCACAGAGCAUCUGAUAGAGCGAAUCAAGCCGCUGAGCAUUCUGGGAGAAAAACUGGGACGUAACCUGUCAGACAUCAGAGAGCUGAUCGAUCAGGCCAGAAGACAGGCAGCAUCGAUUAAAGUGGCCGUGCAGGUGGACAGAGACGGAGACUGUGUGCGUUCAUACAGACCAGAGAUCCAGUCGAGUAAUUUCAACAGUCUGAGUCUCGUCCUGAAGACGACGAUUCGACAAAACCUGCUGUUCUACCUGAGCAGCAACACCACGGUGGACUACCUGGCGGCAGAGAUGCAUGAUGGGAAAGUGUCUCUGGUGUGGAAUCUGGGUUCAGGCACCAGCAGACUGGACUUUCCUGAACUCGACAUCGCCAACAACAAAUGGACCAGAAUCAAUGCUACACGGUUUGGCACCCACGUGUCUCUGUCAGUCCAUCGGCUGGAAUCAGAGACACACCCACUGCCCGCGGUAACAAGCUCAUCACCAGGAUCUUCUCGAGUUUUAGACAUCGACAGAAACUCUGUGAUCCACAUUGGAGGACUGGGAGCUCACACUCAGAGCACCGCAGCUUUGAGGUCGACAACGUUUCAGGGUUGUCUGAGUGAAGCUUCACUUAACGAGAGGAACAUUGGGCUGUGGAACUACGACAGCAGAGAAGGACAGUGUGGAGGCUGCUUCAGCAGUCCACAGACUGAGGAGACGUCCUUCCACUUUGAUGGUUCUGGAUUCUCAGUGGUCCAGAAGUCUCUGCGUGCAACUUCCACCUCCAUCGUGCUGCUGUUUAAAACUCUGUCACCUGGUGGAUUAGUGCUGUACCUGGCCUCCAACAACACUAGAGACUUCCUGUCCAUAGAACUGGUGGAGGGGCGUGUACGUCUGACCUUUGACCUUGGCUCAGGUGCUCUAACCCUGACCUCCAACAGGAAGUAUAACAGCGGUGGGUGGUACAAGAUCACGCUGCAGAGGAACAAACGCAAAGUUUACCUGUCCAUCAUGGCUGCUGACCAAUCAUCGGAGAAGGAAGUGUUGGAAGGGGAGUCUCCUGGAACGGCCUCCGACUUGAACCGCUCCGACCUGGACCCCAUCUACAUCGGAGGACUUCCUGUGUCCAGACCAAUCAGGCGACAGGUUGUGUCCAGGUCCUAUGUCGGCUGCAUAAAGAACGUGGAAAUUGCGCGUUCCAACUUUGACCUGCUGCGAGGCGCAUUCGGUGUCAGGAAGGGCUGCGUCGUCAAGGCUGUUCGCAGUGUGUCGCUGCUGAACACAGGCUUUGUUCAGAUCCCACCCACAUCACUAGGUCGGGAGGCGGAGCUGCUCUUCUCCUUCUCCUCCAACAACCAGUCAGGAAUCUUGCUGGCUGGCUUCAGCUCAGACAGACAGCACUUCUUGUCUGUUCAACUGGUCUCAGGUGUAUUAGAGGUGGAGCUUGGUGAAGGAGGCGGAGCCACUCAGAGGGUGAAGGUGAUGAAACCUGAUGGAGGAUCGUUCAGCGAUGGAAAGACACAUUCAGUGAUUGUCUCCAUCUACAAGAAGUCUCUGUCCAUACAGGUGGACGAUGAUCAUCUGAAGUCCGUCCCUCUUUUGUCAUUUGGAUUCGCUCAUUCGUCUCCAACCUCCAUCUUCAUUGGUGGGCUGCCUUUAGGGGCGGAGUCAGAUCUACCAAUGAGAUUACAUGAUUUAUCCAGAUUGUUCAGAGGCUGCAUUCAUCACCUGGUAUUAGCUGGAGUACUUGUUGACCUAUCAGGAGCGAUCAGUUAUGAGGGGGCGGAGUUUGACAGCUGUCUGUUGGAGGAGAAAGUUGGUGAAGUUUUUUCUGACGAAGACGACGUGGAACCAACACCAGACCCCACCCACCAAUCUGUUGCCCCGCCCACUCACCUUAGCGCACUGACACCUGGAGCGCUCACGUGUGUUUCAGAGGCGGAGCCACAUUUCCUCUCAGCAGCAGCGCAGUUUGGUUUGUCCAAACAUAGUCACAUGACUUUCAUCAUUAACCCCAACACUGUCAGGAGGAGUCUCUCUGUUCGGUUGUCGGUUCGAACCCGAGCUUCAGACGGUUCCAUCCUCAUCCUCACUGACUCCAAACAUAUGGACUUCAUCAUCCUCAGACUGACAGGAGGAAGACUGAUGAUGUCAGCUGACCUGGGGAAAGGCCCCGCCUCCAUCACCUCAUCUGUUGUUGUUAAUGAUGGACACUGGCAUGAUGUGAGUGCUGAGGUCAGUCGGCGGUCGGCGUCCGUGUCUGUCGACGGUUCAAGUCCCAAAUCAGUGACUGUGAAAGGAAAUCAGCUGGACGUGGACGAGCGUCUUUACCUGGGCUCGUUCCCACACACAUACACACACACGAGCAGCAGGAGACUCAACAACCUGAACAGCAGUUUACCAGGUUGUCUUCGCUCUGUCAGUCUGAAUGGAGCAAUGUUGGAUCUGACCAAGCCAACGUCACAACAUGAUGUCACUUCCUGUUUCAGCACAGACCAGACAGGAAGUUACUUUAACGGCAGCGGCUACGCCGUCUUCAUGCAUGAUGGGUACAAAGUUGGAUCAGAUGUGUCCGUGAAGCUGGAGUUUAGAACCAGCCAAUCAGACGGAGUGUUUGUGGGCGUCAGCAGUGCAAAGGUCGAUGCCAUUGGCCUGGAGAUGGUUAAUGGACAGGUGGUGUUUAACGUCAACAAUGGUGCAGGACGAGUGUCUGUACGUUCACUCGCUCAGGUGUUGUGUGACGGACAGUGGCACCACCUGCUGGCCACAAAAAACAAACACACCCUGAGUCUGACCAUAGAUGGGCGGAGUUACACCACCAUCAACCCUUACCCACAAUCCACCUCUGCUGAGACCAACAACCCUGUUUACCUGGGUGGUUAUCCAGUGGGGGUGAGACAGAACUGUCUGUCCAUCAGCUCCAGGUUCAGAGGUUGUCUGCGGAACCUUCAGCUCAUCAAGUCUCACCUGAGUGACACUCUCAAACCAAGCUCCGCCCACUUCUUGUUGGGUGUCACACCUUUUUCAUGUCCUGUCUAGAGUAGUGGUUCCCAGCCUUGUUUGCUUGAAGCCCACCGGACCUGAGCCCCUGUCCAGGACAAACAAGCCCCCCCGACCUGAGCCCCUGUCCAGGACACACACACAAAAAAGAAUAAAGUUUUUGUUGGUCUGAAGAUAAGAAGUGUUGUGUACUUCCAAUAACCCUAACCCUAAUUGUUUGAUCCUGGUGAGUUUUUGCUACUUUUACGUUUCUCACACAUUUCUGAUGACACGUUUGAAGUCACUGGAUCGUGAAAUUGUUUAUGACAGAGUCAAAAUGUAAAGAUAUUAACAUAAAUUUAACCUUAAAGUGCACAAAUAACAACAGAUGAAGAACCAGGAUCCUCUUAUCUUAUCUUACAUCGUCAUGUGAAGCUUUACUACUAACACUGCUAACUUAUAAUAACACACACAUGUAGUAAAGUUAUUGUAUUUUAACUCAGUGGAUAAUGUCAUCAGUUCAUCAGUUCAUCACUUCAUCACUUCACCGGUUCAUCAGUUCACUAGUUCAGUGUUUCCCAGCCCUGGUCCUUGGGGAACUCUGCCCUGCUCCAUCACACCUGAUUCAGAUGGGCAGCUGAUCACGAGCAGUUGACCUGGAUCAGGUGUGUUGGAGCAGAGUUCCCUGAGGACCCGGUUUAGGAAACACUGGUUUAUAGGACAGUAGAAGUUUGAAGACUUUCUUAAACUUGUCAUUUAUAACACAAAUGAGUGCAUUUUGCGCGGUGAACAGUACGUGAACGCGAACCCGAGAGUUGACGUCGUUGUCGUUGCACACAGCACAGAGAGGACGUAAGUGUGGACCUGCUGCACUCAACACUGGAUUAGCAGAGAAGCCACGGAGGACAGCGCUGCUGUGUGUGUUUGCUGCUUUUCAUUUCUUUGUUGACGAUGUAGUCUUGCAUAGGAGGUACGCUAUCACGUUAUCACUGCUUUAUAUGCUGUAACAUUUAUAAAAGCGCGUUGUGUGACACUUGCUAAGUUACUGAGUUGUGGAAACGUUAGCAUUAGCUUGCGAGCACACCUCAUUCCUCACUCCUACCACAUUCAAAACAUGAACGUUACUGUAGUCGCGGUUAAACUCGUUCGUCGAGUAAAGCUGACACUCAGUGAUGUCAGUUUGUGAAAUUAUGAUGUUAAAGAAAAAAAAAAAAGGCAACUAUUGUUGAUUAGCUUGUUAGCUAAUAUCCCCAUGCUUUCCAAACGAGAGUAACGUGCUGUUUCUUCAUGCAGUUAGCUGAUGUUAAUGUUUAAAUGCUCAAUGAGGGAACUAUGGAAGCAAAUCUGUACCAUAAUUCAAAUUAAAAUGGAUUAACAGAAAUGCUUUUUCAUUUUCACAAUAUAGCUGCAUUUUUUGAUAAAUAAAAAUAAAAUGAAUAUAAUAAGUCAUCCAAACAAUUAAAUUUGAGUUUGCUAUUCCAAGGAGAGUGACGUCAGUUGCCGAAAGCCAUGUAUCCCAGAAAUGAUAAUUUGACUUUUCAACAUGAAUCAAACAAUCCUCUACACCAGGCUGUGCAGAGGUCUGGCUGUCGGUCAAAUUUUGUUUUUAUGAUGUGCUUUGGAACCGGAGCUGCGUGUUUGAAACCCACCUCUGACUUUAGAAUUGUUUUCUUUCUUUUUAUUUUUUCACUCCUUGUAUUUUGAACAAUCUAUUUAUUUUUGGUCAGUUUGAACACUUUUUUCUUUUCUUUUUUCCAGGGUUCGUACAGAGCCUUGAAAGUCUGGAAAAUGCUUGAUUUUUUAAUAUAGUGUUUUCAAGGUUUGAAAUGUGCUUGAAAUUUGAGCACUGUGCUGUAAAAUGCUGGAUUUACUAUACAUUGACCAAUGUUGUAAUUAAAAAAAAUUCUUCUGGGAAUUAAAAUGUGUUGGCGGAGGACUGGCGGCUGUGCGCCCGCAUCAGGCCAACUGAGUUCCGGACCGGGGAGCCGUAGGAGCAGAGUGUGGGCCGUGAACACGGAGGAGGGCGACCUUCAUCCCAGCCAGAGUUGAGGGGAAGCGACGUGGGCUCGUAGAGGGGUGUGGUCACGAUGCACCCCUCUAACAGCUAAGUAUCCUCUUCUUCCUCUUGUAACUGGAUUUGGGUUCAUUGGGAUUUUAGAUCUGAGGAUUGUAUUAUUGUGAUUUGACAUUGGGCCUGAUUGCUUAUCCCAGCUGUUUUUCUCCAUGUGUAUGUGCACUGGCUGAAGGCCUUGUUCACCUCUCAGGAAGACGGGGACUGUUGUCACGGCCGUGUCUGAGAGUGGCUAUCCAGGGACACCGAGGGAUCCUUGCGAUGGAGAGCAGGACUGCCUCACACGCAUGCAGCGGAGCAUCAGACGACAUCAUUCAACAAACUCCAACUACAGGAUGAAGUGAAAGAGGAUUUCACUGUGGCUUAAACAGCACAUGAAGGAAAAGCAGAGGAUUGACCUGUGAAAGGAGAUGAUGAGUCUGAGCUUCAUAUGAUGAUAUGUGAGGGAUAAACUCAUGUUGUUUGUAUUCUUUAGAGGAGCAUAAUAUUUGCCCUUUGAACCCUUCAAAAUGUCCAUCUGGACUUUUCUUUGCUUCAUUUCACCAUAAAAGGACCAGAGAAUGUCCUGUAACUAAAUGCUUUGUCCAUUUGUCCAGAACAUCUUUAAAUAUCUGUCAGUUAUUUACAAUUUACUGCUUGUUAAAAUACUGUUUUAACAAUUUAAGAUGAAGAAAAACAAAAACACUGCAGUUUUACCUGAACAUGUUAGAUUUGAAAUUGGAACAGUAUGAAACAUAUUGACACUGACAUUUUGUGAGUGUUUGUCUCUCACUGUGCAAAAACUAUGUCCAGGUGUUCUUCACACUCUCUCGUCUCUGCUGACAAAUGAAAUUGUCAUACUCUGCUGUUGUCAUUUUAUUGUGAUAGUACCACUCUUAUUUUGAAGUUUUCUUGUCUGCGUUUCCCAUCCUUGAUUAUCCCAACCUGCUUCGUGUGUCUAGUUAGUCGCAGCUGUUUGUCCUAACCCUCCUCCCCUCUGUGUAUAUAACCAUGCCCUCUUCCUUCCGUUCCAGUCCAUAUCCACAUCGAUCCAGCUCCUGUGUUUCACUCGUUAUCUGCCUGACCAAGUGCUACAUGUGUUCAAAUAAAGACUGUAACUUACCACC
Messenger RNA from Solea solea (common sole), 12506 nucleotides. It is a transcript of the gene lama1, whose product is annotated as laminin, alpha 1. Gene Ontology annotation, biological process: regulation of cell migration; camera-type eye development; regulation of embryonic development. Gene Ontology annotation, molecular function: signaling receptor binding; extracellular matrix structural constituent. The record is from RefSeq and is a predicted model, not a curated record. The transcript is spliced from 65 exons. Lineage: Eukaryota; Metazoa; Chordata; Actinopteri; Pleuronectiformes; Soleidae. Gene Ontology annotation, cellular component: basement membrane; membrane. Bases 165 to 9389 code for a protein of 3074 amino acids.